Molecule: messenger RNA, 1584 nt
Organism: Elgaria multicarinata webbii
Lineage: Eukaryota; Metazoa; Chordata; Lepidosauria; Squamata; Anguidae
Gene: C1H20orf96
Product: chromosome 1 C20orf96 homolog
Exons: 12
Coding region: 46-1377 (443 amino acids)
Source: RefSeq, a predicted model, not a curated record
UCAAUUUGCUGGGCUUGACUGGGCAAAACCCAUUGCUGGGACCCAAUGAGGAGCGCUUUGGCCCUCGCUUCCCUGCCCUCUCUGACGCGUACGACAGGACGAUCCGCGCCUUGGCCCAGGAGACAGCCAGGGAUCUGGGAUACACCUCCUUUGUCCGAGAGGGAGUGUACUGCAUGGUCGCUGGCCCCAACUUCGAAUCUGUUGCAGAAGCCCGGCUGCUGCACUUGCUGGGGGCAGAUGCUGUGGUGCCCCUCCCUGGAUGAAAAGAUGGCUUUCAGGAAUCCGAAUAUCCUGCCCAAGAACGUCAUCAGCACUUUGAAACAAGUUGAUUAUAGCCAAUGGCAAAGAGAAAAUGUGGCUCAGAAACAAACGUCCAAACCGUCCUUGCCACCCGUUGCGUUACCGGAGUUGGAGAAGGAAGAAACGAAGAAGUCUGCACUGAACUCAAACGUCAGGAGACCAGCGGGGGAAAAGAGUUCCAGCUUCGGUUCGAAAAUGACAGUGUCCGUGAGAGAGAAGCCCACAUGGCAACAAACCAUGAAAAAGGAAGUGAAGAUGGCAAAGAGCCUGGAGAACAUCAAAAUUCUGCAGCGGCUUUCCAAGAGCAGGACAAUCAGCCUGGAAGAAUUAAAGCACCACUCCAGCGUUCUCUUGGAGAAGAACAAGGGGCUCGUGCAGCAGAUCAAGGACAUGGAUGCUGACACCGCCAAGGGCGCCAGGGACCUCCUCCAGCAGUAUGAGAUGUUUGGGACGAUCAUCACAACUCUUCGGGACUCAAGUCAGAACCAAGUGGGUAUCGCCAAAGCAAAACUCCAGGCAACGGAGGAAAUGGUGGAGAAGAAUAUUGGAAAACUGGAUCUGGAGAUGAAGCGCAUGCACACCAAAGUGCACGCUGUCCAGGAGGAGCUGAACGUCCUCCGGACCUACAUGGACAAGGAGUACCCGGUGAAGGCGGUCCAGAUUGCCUCCCUGCUGCGCAGCAUCCGUAACUUGGGCGAGGAGCAACAGGACGAAUUGGAAGAAAUCGAGGAUCUGGCCAAACGGUUCUUGGAAUCGUUCGCGGGGAAGGUGUGGGAAGAGCAAGAGCACAUUUUGCAGGACCUUGCUGAGGCAAAGCUGAUGCAGUACCAGGAUGGCCUUGAACAGAUGAACAGGAACAACGUGGAGCUGAGAAGACAAAUACAGACCCAAAAGAAGAUAAUUGAUGAAUCGGUGAAAGAAAUCAAGGAGUUGCACAGGAGCAUUAUCAAGCUUCACCACUCCAUGAGGGACCCGCGGGAAGUGAUAUUUGCAGACGUCCUCCUCCGACAGCCCAAGUGCACCCCAGAUACGGAGAUCGUUCUCAACAUCCCCACGGAUGAGGAUUUCCCCCUAUAGUUGCCGGAAAUCUGAUUGGGAUGGAGCCCCUUGGGCGUGCAAGCGCAUCCUUGCACACCACAGCCGACCAGUUUCCCUCCUGCUUUGCGGAGCCAUCCCAGAAAUCAACAGCCUGCCGGGUGCUGAAUUCCAACCUCCGGGCUGGAGUUUUAAAACCUUCUGACUAAGGCCUUUUGAAGGGCCUUCUCUCUAACCUCCCCCUCCCCU